UCCGAUGGUGAAGGGUGAAUGGGUGGGUCAUUGAGUAAUGCGUUGCUUAUUUACGUUUUGGAAGAGAUCACAGGUUUCCUGUACACUUCAUAAAGUUGAACACUCAAGUGUUGUCCUAUAAAAUGUCGAGAUUCUAGGAUUUUGUUUAUGUGAAUGUUGUAUUAUUUAAUUAAUUAAUUAUAAUUAUCACCUAACUUUUCCCCACUCUCGGGAAUAAAUUAGCUGUUACGCAAUAUAGCGAGAAAAUGGAGGCAGAACAUGAAAUAAAUUUGUACGACAUUCCACUUUUGGCUCUCAGACCUUCAACUCGUCAGAUGAUAGUCAAUGAGCUGAACAAGAAGAAGAUCCUCGGAUCCGAAGAGGGAUUGCCCAGGGAUUGGCGUGGGUUGGUACACCUGACAGGCGUGCAAACCCCCUCUAGUGACAGUCCAGCAUCACAAGUGUUAACAGCCUGGGAGAAAGAUCCAGCGGCCAGCCUGGGACAGUUGGAAGAGUACUUGGGACAACUAGACAGAUGGGAUAUAGUUGACGACGUCGGCCAUCUUUUAAGAGCUGAUGCCCAAGAGUUUAUGUCAAGAAUGGUAGAUGUCCCUCGGCAGUCAUCAGCAUUGUCCGAGAUUGAUCACAGAGUGCUCACCUUUGAUGACAUCAAGAGACUGGAAAGAGGAUUGGAACUACAGAUGUAUGACGCUCUACUCCUGUACGCAGAUGAGGAUCAGGAGUAUGCCAGUCAGAUGUUGGACCGUCUGGAGAACGACUACAAUUUUAAGGUAUGUCUGAAGGAGAGCCUGGUGGGAGGUUUGUCGUUUGAACACCAAGGUAUCAUGAGGUUGAUCAGUGAGAGGUGUAGGAGACUCAUCAUCAUCUUGACCCGUAGCUUCCUCAACAGCACAGUCAACCAAUUCUUCGUCAUGUUUGCUCAUGCUAUUGCCGUAGAGAAACACAAACGGAUCAUCAUCCCUUGUAUCUAUGAACAGGACCAGAUCACCCUGCCUAUGGAGAUCAGUUACAUACACAAGCUGGACUACAACAGGAUAUGCCUCAACGGUUACAACUUCUGGGAACAACUCAGGAGUUCUGUAGCAGAUGCCCCAGUCUUCUCCUCUACCAGCAACGUGACGAUACGUGAAAUCACGAACUCAGCAACUUUACACCCUCCUGUUCCACAGAGAGCCAUAGAGCCUGCUAAAGAACAAGUGGCAAAACCUUUCGUGAGGGCUGUUAAAUCCGAGGGAGCAACCGUUGACGCAAAAGGACGACUUGGGGUGACUAAUGCAAUGACCAAGUCGACCAACAAUCUGCUCAGUCUGUCUGAAAACAUCUGCUCCAAUAGUCCGAUGAAUAUGUCCCAUAAACUUAGCUGUAGUAGCUUAGAUAUAUCAGAGAAAAAAUCUAAGGUCAAUUACUUCAAUAAAAUUUUCAGAAAAGUCGUUACUACGAAAACAAAAGAAACCAAGAAAAGUAAGAAAAACAAACAAAAAUGCUGUGAGGGUAUAAUGGCUUCGUAAGACUAGCCAGGAUGCUGCAAUUUCAAUCCGAGUGACACCUGUAAUGCUUUUUUUACACCAAUUUUAUUAACACGUUGCCAACAAUAAUGUUCUAGUUGACAUGUUUGAGCAGCCCGCACCAAAAUAGUCUGAUGAAAUUUGUUGCCAUUUUGCUACUGACCGUCAGCUGGUUCUAUUUUGUCGUGGCCAUGUAACCAAUAGCGGUUUGAUUUACACGUUGUUGGAAAAAAACAGAUGAACCAAACUCGUACGUACAGUAUAUUUCCUUAUGGUAAAAUCUAAUGAUGUUUGUUUAUUGCAAUAUUUUUUAUGACGGUCCAGUAAUUUAUCAUACAUGUAAAACUAGCGAUGGUGAUAGGCAGGGGAUAUAGAGAGCAAGAACGUAGCCAGGAAAAAAUUUGGGGGGUCCAGACAACUAAUAUUUUCCUGUAGUCGACAAAGUUCUUGACCCGUUUCUAUGUUGAGAACGAUCUUUCAGCAGUACAUGUCAGUAAUACUGAAUUAUUUAAAUAAUAAUCGUUUGCUAAAAAAGUAAUUGAAAAAAUUGCAGAUUUGGGGGUUCGGACCCCUUGGGUUCCCCUCGCUGGUUACGUCCUUGGUAAAGGGGGGGGGGGUUUUGCAAAUGCCUCUAUAUAACUAUUUUGGUGCUGACUGCUCUAGUAACUAAAUUGCAGUGUUAUUUAACAAGAAUAUUACUAUGCACCAAUUGUCAGUGAAAGUAGUUUAUCACCUUCUCCGCUGUUACUAAACAAUUUCUUGUUGGCCAAACACGACUUUUCAAUAUGACGUUUUAUAAUAUACUGCAUGAACGAAUUGAUUUAAUUUAUGAACUUUUGGAUCAGGGAAGAAAGUACUAACAAAAGCUAUAGUUUUGUACUGAUGUAACUCUGGUGUAAAUGAAGCAUUAGCAGCAUCAGCCUGGUAGCUUUUCUGUUCCUAAUAUGAACAACGACAAAAAUAUCCAUUGUCACCCUUAUUUAUUUCUCAUAUCAUCCCAUUUAAUAUUUCCUUUUCAUAACCUUUCAGUAAUAUUUUUCUCUAGCUGUAUUGUCAUCAUAUUGUCUUCCUCACAUUUUACAAGGUUGAAGAAAGACCAAUAAUAAUCUCUCCUUGGUAUAUUAUUUUAUUUUAAAAAUAAUUUAAAUUUCAACUGUUUGUAUUUAUUUCUAUGCAAUAUUAGGUAGAAAAAAGUGAUACUGCUUUAUGAGAAAAGUUGAGGAAGAUUAAAAUAUUUUGUAUUAAAAAAUUUCAGUUCCAACAAAUUCUACAUUAUAGUUUUUUAACACGUUGAAUUCGGCAGAUCCCUUACGGUGCAGACUUAAGUUCACUCAGUAUUAUAGACAAGCAGUGAAGGUGUUUAGAGUUAAAUACAACAACACUUCAAUGUUUGUAUGACAAAAUAUUCUAACCACCUUAAUAAUUAUUAUGAAACACACAGAUACUUGUAAAAACAACAUUUUUGCAAACCUGUAAAUCCAAAAUUCAAGUAGUUGUAAUGUUACAAAGGUAAAAUGAAAUACAAAAACACAAUUUUUACAAGUAGUUGUAUCAAGUUAUAGUUAAAAACCUGCAAUUUCAUGUGUAAAAUAAUUUGAUAAACAGCUAUUAUUACAAAUUAAAAACAUUAUACUUCAACACAACAUUAAUUAAGCAACACAAAGUAUAAAGUACACAACUUCAUGCAAUCGAUGUGAAGCCUAUAAAAGACUUGGACAGUAAAUAUAUU
Homalodisca vitripennis (glassy-winged sharpshooter) is the source of this 3234-nucleotide messenger RNA. RefSeq names its product myeloid differentiation primary response protein MyD88 (gene Myd88). The coding region runs from base 246 to 1508 and encodes 420 amino acids. The transcript is spliced from 9 exons. Gene Ontology annotation, cellular component: plasma membrane. Gene Ontology annotation, biological process: defense response to Gram-positive bacterium; positive regulation of canonical NF-kappaB signal transduction; innate immune response. Lineage: Eukaryota; Metazoa; Arthropoda; Insecta; Hemiptera; Cicadellidae. The record is from RefSeq and is a predicted model, not a curated record. Gene Ontology annotation, molecular function: Toll-like receptor binding; TIR domain binding.